CGGCCCGCGGGGCUGCUCGAGAGACGCCCGCUCGUUCCCCUCCCGCCACAGCCAGAGCAGCCAGGCAGGAGCAGGAGUGCACCAUGUCAGAGCGCCGGGUGCCCUUCACUUUCCUGCGCAGCCCCAGCUGGGACCCCUGGCGGGACUGGUACCUGGGCAGCCGGCUCUUCGAUCAGUCUUUCGGGAUGCCCCAAAUGCUGGAGGACUGGUACAAGUGGCCGAGCAGCACCAACUGGCCGGGCUACCUCCGCCUGCUGCCCAGCCAGGCCGCCGAGCCACUGGCCGUCCCCAGCCCCAUCGUCACCUCCCCCACCUCCCCUAACCCUGCCUACAGCCGGGCCCUGAGUCGCCAGCUCAGCAGCGGCAUCUCGGAGAUCCGGCAGACAGCAGACGGCUGGAAGGUUGCCCUCGACGUCAACCACUUUGCCCCGGAGGAGCUGGUGGUGAAGACCAAGGAGGGUGUGGUGGAGAUAACCGGUGAGUGCUUCCUUCUGCUCCUCCUGGCUCUGGAGAGGGGCAGCCGUCUCCUAGCAAGAUGCAGCCUGCCUCCUGGCAUCGACGCCACCACGGUGCGCUCCUCGCUGUCCCCAGAUGGCACGCUGACGGUGGAAGCCCCCCUGCCCAAGCCGGCCAUCCAGUCUGCCGAGAUCACCAUCCCCGUCACCUUUGAGAGCCACGCCCAGAUCACCCCGACCGACACCAAAAAGCCUGAGGAAGCUGCCAAGAAAUAAGCCAGCGCCUGGCCCGGAGGAAAAUCC
This is a messenger RNA of Pelodiscus sinensis (Chinese soft-shelled turtle), 758 nucleotides long. NCBI's taxonomy places the organism in Eukaryota, Metazoa, Chordata, Testudines, Trionychidae. The record is from RefSeq and is a predicted model, not a curated record.